Molecule: messenger RNA, 1701 nt
Organism: Chironomus riparius
Lineage: Eukaryota; Metazoa; Arthropoda; Insecta; Diptera; Chironomidae
Source: the annotation of a GenBank genome assembly
AUGACUGAUGAGGAGAAAAUUGCUGCACUAAAUUGUUUGGAUCAACCUGAAGCUUCUUAUGACUAUCCAACCACAUUCAUGAAUGAAAGAAACCGAAAAUUCCAGCCAAAAUGGUUCCAAACUUUCCCAUGGAUUUAUUAUUCCAAGUGCUCUGACAGUGUAUUCUGUAAAUUCUGCUUUUUUUACGGAAAUGGUAAUGGAAGUAAAUUUGUUUUAAAUGGAUUCAGAAACUGGCGUAAAAGCAUAGAAAAUUUUGAAACCCAUCAAUCAGCAGGAUUCCAUAUAAAAGCGGCAACAAUAAUAGCAACAAGAAAUUCUAUUUUGGAUGGAAAAUUUAAACCUAUAAAUGAAGUCAUUGAUAAGGAAUUAGAUGUGCAAAAACAAAAUAAUCAACAGCUUUUGCAGCCAAUCAUUGAAGCUAUAAUUGUAUGCGGUCGGCAAAAUCUUUCUCUUAGAGGUAAACACGAUUCAGGUCCACUAUUCUCCACUGAUGAUAAUGUUAAUGAUGGAAACUUGCGAUCACUUCUUCGAUGGAGAGCACAAUCAGAUUCGAAAUUCAUGGAAUUAGUAAAAAAUGCACCAAAAAAUGCUACUUAUCUUAGCCCAACAAUUCAAAAUGAAGUUAUAUCAAUUAUUGAAAGAAUUAUAAUCGAUCGUCGGGUGCAUAAGUUGAAGAAAUCAACAUUUUUUUCCAUAUUCGCUGACGAAACUUCUGAUCGAGCAAAUAUUGAGCAAUUAGCUAUUGGCGUGCGUUAUUAUGAUUUAAAAGAAAACUCAGUCAAUGAGGAUUUUUUGAAAUUUGUUCAAAUUACAGAUCAAACUGCGCUCGGAAUUUCAAGUGAAAUAUUGACAAAUUUUGAAGAAUUGGGAAUUAAUUUGAAGAACUGUGUUGGACAAGGUUACGAUGGUGCUGCAGUUAUGUCUGGUCAGAAAUCAGGAGUAGCAAAAAGAAUUCGAGAUAAAUAUCCAUCGGCAAUUUAUGUGCAUUGCAUGAGCCAUUCUCUUAAUUUAGUUUUAACGAAUUCAUGUAAUAUUGCAUUGCUCAAAAAUUGCAAUGACACUAUCAAGCAAAUUUUCAACUUCUUUAAUUCUCCAAAACGUCAGCAUACUUUAUCCGAAAGUAUUGAAGAAAAGUGCUUAGAAAGUACGAAAAAGAAGUUGAAAAAUGUAUGUCCGACAAGAUUCAUUGAACGACACCAAACAACAGCAACAUUUUUAGAGCUCUUUGACGCGGUAGUUUAUGCUUUACAGGAAAUAAUUGAUUGGAAUGAUUGCACAUCGCAUACUGCAAUCGGUUUUUUUGACUCUAUAUUAUCGUUUCCAUUCUUAAUUUCAUUGCACACUCUUGAUUUUGCAUUAAGUUAUACUGUUGGUCUUAGCCGAUAUUUGCAAACAUCGUCCAUUGAUUUAACUCAAGCCAUUAGUUCUUCUGCAGACAUUAUUGACAAUUUCAAGGAAAUGGAGAGUGACUCUACAAAUGAGUUCAACAAAAUAUAUACAAUUGCAAAGGGAAUAGCUGAGAAACAUCAAAUUGAGAUAAAGAAGCCACGAUUUAGUGGAAGACCCCGUGCAAAUGGUGCAAAUACAGAUACAGAAAUUUAUUAUCAUAAUUUACUUUUUAAGCCUCUGAUCAGCGCAUUUGCAAUGGGAGUUGGAACAUUGAUAGAAACAAUGUUGGAGCAAGUUGUGGAGAUAGAAUAG